Molecule: messenger RNA, 1496 nt
Organism: Nicrophorus vespilloides
Lineage: Eukaryota; Metazoa; Arthropoda; Insecta; Coleoptera; Silphidae
Product: cytochrome P450 9e2-like
Exons: 4
Coding region: 162-1496 (444 amino acids)
Molecular function (GO): monooxygenase activity; oxidoreductase activity, acting on paired donors, with incorporation or reduction of molecular oxygen; heme binding
Source: RefSeq, a predicted model, not a curated record
UGCUGGUCGCCGUAUUGCUCGUAGUUGCACUCUUUCUGAUUGGUUGGGUUCUGGUGAGGCAGCAGCUUUACUGGAGAUACAAGAAUGUUGUUCAAGGAUUUCCGAAACCUAUUUUGGGUGAUAUCCUUGGUACAUUCUUCCAGCUUCAAUCCUUAACGGAUAUGGUUAAGAAUCUAUACUUUGCUUUUCCAAAUAAUAGAUACGCUGGAAUAUACCAGAUAACUCAACCGAUGCUAAUGAUUCGAGAUCCAGAACUCAUCAAACAAUUAGCAGUAAAAGACUUCGAACAUUUCACGGAUCACAUCAGCUACAUUCCGAGUGAAAAUGAUGCUCUUUGGAGCAAUAAUCUCUUUGCAUUGAAAGGUACCAAAUGGUCCCACAUGAGAAACAUUCUAAGUCCGGCAUUCACUAGCAUGAAGAUGCGAUACAUGUUCGAACUGAUAGACGAAGUCUCCACUCAGUUUGUCACCUUUCAUAAAAAGAAGAUUUCAAAUCAGCAAACGAUCGAAUUUAAAGACGCUUAUACAAGGUACACUAAUGACGUAAUUGCAACGUGCGCAUUCGGUGUGAAGUGCAAUUCGUUGAAUCACCCAACUAAUGAAUUCUAUAAAAUGGGAAAAGUUAUGGCAGAGGUGAGAAGUUUCUCAAGAAUUUUCAAGAUAAUCCUCAAUUUUUUUCUGCCGACGUUAGUUAAGGCUCUUAAAUUGACGAUAAUACCACAAAAGAUUAACGCAUACUUCCUGGAGUUAGUUGGUGAUAUAUUAAGGAUGCGUAAACAGGAAAGCAUCAUUCGCCAGGACAUGUUAAACCUAUUGAUGGAAGCGCGACAAAAAGAUGGUAUAUCAAUCUCCGAUUUGGAGAUUACCUCGCAAUGUUUGGCUUUUUUUUUAGCCGGCUUCGAGAGCACCUCUUCGAUGAUGUGCUUCACAUGUUACGAAUUAGCCUUAAACCCAGACAUUCAAGAACGAGUCAGAAAUGAAAUCGAAUCAGUUCAUCGUAAAUAUGGUAAAUUAACGUACGAAGCGAUGAAGGAACUCAAGUAUUUGGAUAUGGUUUUAAAUGAAACCAUCCGCAUGUGGCCAAUCGCUUUCCUCUUGGACAGAUUGUGCGUUAAGGAGUACACAAUUGAACCUAAAUUUCCAGACGAAGAAGCCGUACAUUUGAAACCAGGCGAUGUUAUAUGUUUUCCCGUAGGUGGACUCCAUCACGAUGCCAAGUAUUUUCCCAAUCCAAGUAAAUUCGACCCGGAAAGGUUUUCAGAUUCCAACAAGGGCAGUAUUCAUCCAUACACGUAUUUGCCUUUCGGAGUUGGACCUCGCUCCUGCAUAGGUUACCGCUUUGCAAUGAUGAUGGCCAAAUUGAUGUUCUUCAAACUGCUCAGUACGUUCGAGAUUGUUGUCACUGAAAAAACUUCUGUCCCAUUAAAAAUCAGGAAAUUUGAUUUAUUGUUAACGUCAACUAAUGGCUUUUGGCUAGGUCUGAAACGAAGAAUAUAA